CAGCCGGCUAAGCCCAUUCCAGGACGGGGGUCAGGAGCUUAUCCCAGUAAACUGGGGUGGAUGUAGUAACAAACAAGGGAUGAGCAUGUAGACUUCUACCCGAUCAGUUUAAAUGUGGCAAACAAUCUGACCACGACUCCUUAUACGCAAACAUGAAAACUAAAAAUGGAGCAUCAAAAUAAAAAAUCGAAACGGCAUUCAAAUGCCAUGCAACUCUUUUUAACAACAUACCAUAUUCAGAAAUUAGGUUCUUCAUAAUAGCAUCUGAAAAACAUAGUUGGAGAAGUGACAAUGGUAUUCAUACUUACACUUCGUACACGGUAAAAUUAGUACUUGUUACAAACAUAGCGUUUUCAUUGAACAUUUGGGGAGACAAGCAAUGGUGCCUGUGAUUAACGCGCAGUGGCUGCAUUGUGUGCAAACGUUCAACUCGAGGAGGCUGAAGAGACGCGCACGCCUCUAAAGUUAACUGAAAGAUUUUGGUCAAAUCCGCCCGCAAGCGCCACACUUCUCUCCUGUUGCAGGUGAACUUGUAUUCCCAUCCUGGAAAGGGGGGGGGGGGGGGUGUGCGGAUUUCAAUGUGUCCGCACAGGGGAGGAGAGGGGGGUCCCAGACUGACUGGAGCCAGGAAUUAAUGGCCUCGUUCAGAGUCGAUAGUGCUUCUUAAUUACCGCACUUGUGAAAAAGCAAGGGGGUGCUCUUCUUUGAUCUACCCGUAAAUGAAUAGUAAAUGGAAAGGACAAAUGUUGAAUAAAUACCAACGGCGAGCGCGCACACCAUUUAUUAAACGGAAUUUCUAUGAAGUAUCGUCGGUGCUGGUUCUUGCCCAGGAUUAUUCUCCACACAUAUGUCCAAAGAAUUCAAGGUGUAACGCUUACAUCGUUCAGCUCUGUCGGGUUUUCCAAACUGAGGUGGAUUAUUUGUUCGCCAUCCUGAUUUUUAAGAUGCAAGGGAAAUUUUCGGUGGAAUGGCUGGCGCAGAGCAGUCACGGAGACUCAUCUUGUACUCAGCACUGCUGGACGAACUCAAUUCCAGAGUCCCGUCAGGCCACGUCAGCUGGGCAGCGACCCGACCGACUGGCCGAGCAAACCCAAAAGGCACACGGAUCGCAGGCGAAAUGCGAAGCGCCGCCGCGGCAGCAGACACUUCCGCCCAAAAGCGAAGCCUCCACGCUGCAGUCGGGUUUAGUUUGUGACUCGGAGGAAACAUCGGGCUACGAAAGCGAAAGAUGUCGCUCGGCGUCCCCUUCUUUUCUUAAAGACGAGGGUCGUCUCACUUCUCGCGAAGCCUCAGCUGGCCCUCCAACAGUCACCUCCUCUGGACGUCGACCCCGUACGGCCUUCACCACUGAGCAGAUCAACAAACUGGAGAACAUCUUCAAGAAGCAGACAUAUGUGGGCACUCGUGAAAAGGAGGAGCUGUGCAAAAAGCUCAGUCUGUCCGAGAAACAGAUCAAGAAUUGGUUCCAAAACCGGCGGAUGAAGCUGAAGAGAGCAAUUCAGGACGCCAUGGCCCAGGCCUGCCAUGUAAAUGUAUCUGCUCACCUCCCCCCUUACCCUGAGCUCCGGACAUUUGGACCAACUCCAUAUGUUGGUUUCUUUCCUGGACAAGAUUCUUCUGGGGCCUUCCUUCCUGUGCCACAUUACCCGGCACCCUUUCUAAGCCCUGCUACAAUGGACACGUCAGUGCACCCACUACCUGCUUUAAUGGUUUCACAGAGCGAGGCCAGUGCGAGCCAUGCUGCAUUAGGCAGGUACCACCCCUAUGGCCUUUAUUAUUGAGACUGCUGUCUGUAGGACUGAGACUGUGGUGUGUGGUCAGAACUAAUCAGCCAGGAAGACCCACAUGAAAGGAGACCAACCGCUUCUGCAAGUCCAGACAAGUGUUUACAUGCUGGGAUGAAGUGCAAUAUUACAUUUCUAUCAUUUAUUUUAUUGAAGAUACUAUUUAAUUGUACAGAAUUUCUAUUUUAUGUCAUGAUUUUUUUUAAUGUUAAUGUGAUUUGUGUACUGUUUAUGAGGUGUUGUCAUUUCUAUGUGAAGCAAUACAGU
This is a messenger RNA of Erpetoichthys calabaricus (reedfish), 2051 nucleotides long. RefSeq names its product ventrally expressed dharma/bozozok antagonist (gene ved). NCBI's taxonomy places the organism in Eukaryota, Metazoa, Chordata, Cladistia, Polypteriformes, Polypteridae. Bases 720 to 1781 code for a protein of 353 amino acids. Gene Ontology annotation, cellular component: nucleus. The transcript is spliced from 3 exons. Gene Ontology annotation, molecular function: sequence-specific double-stranded DNA binding. The record is from RefSeq and is a predicted model, not a curated record. Gene Ontology annotation, biological process: endocrine pancreas development; neuron projection morphogenesis; spinal cord motor neuron cell fate specification.